Messenger RNA from Etheostoma cragini (Arkansas darter), 2462 nucleotides. It is a transcript of the gene pik3ip1, whose product is annotated as phosphoinositide-3-kinase interacting protein 1. Lineage: Eukaryota; Metazoa; Chordata; Actinopteri; Perciformes; Percidae. The record is from RefSeq and is a predicted model, not a curated record. Bases 176 to 1003 code for a protein of 275 amino acids. The transcript has 6 exons. Gene Ontology annotation, molecular function: signaling receptor binding; endopeptidase activity.
CCACAGAAGAGUGUUUACGAAGAAAGCUGAGCUGUUCAGAUAAAAACAGGGGCUGUGACUCCAGCGAGAGGAGCAGUGUGCCUGAGACAUAUCUAGCACAGGCUCUUUGUCCACUUGAAAGACUUUUUAUACGUUUUUAAUUGACAUUUUUAGAGAAAAAGAACAGUAGCGCACCAUGUUGUCGGUUAGUUCAGCCUGCAAAAUGUUUUUCUCCUUGCACGUUUUUCUGAGCGUGGCCGUGAUGGAGAGCAACGCAUCAAAUGGAAAUAAAGACUGCAUGCAGUCCAGGGGCCUGGAGUACAGAGGGGAACAACAGAGCUCCUCCUCAGGUCUGACCUGUCUAAACUGGACCAACACCACUAGAGACUAUGAUGUUCAACUUCACCCUGAUACACAGACAGGUGUGGGUGAUCACAAUUACUGCCGAAACCCAGACUCCUCUGAAAGGCCUUGGUGCUACAUCGCUGGCCCAGAUGGGACAGUCCAGAAACAAUUCUGUACAGUUGACACAUGCACGGACCAAGCCUCUACUGUGGCAGCAGAGGCCGAAUCUUUCAAGCCAACAGGAACCCUUCCCUCCACAGAGAGCUUUCAGCCAGCCAAGUCUGGAGCUUCUCAGGGAGAAGUUGCUGCAGUGCAGCCCGUGAUGGGAAUCAGCCAGCGAGCACGCACAGGACCCAAAAAGAAAAAGGACCUUGGCACGCUUGGCUACGUCUUGGGCAUCCUCAUGAUGGCGAUUAUAAUCCUCCUCGGAGUAGGCAUCACGUUAGGCUACUUCUAUAAGAGGGGUCGGGACUUAAAGAAGCAGCAUGAGCAGCGAGUGUAUGAGCGUGAGAUGCAGAGGAUCACACUGCCCCUGUCGGCUUUCUCCAACCCCACCUGUGAGCUGGUGGAUGAGAACACCAUCGUGAUCACGGCACAGCACGAGACAACCCCCGCCCUGGAUGGCAUGGAGGGCGGGGAGCCUCUCAUAGGCCAGCAAGCUGGGACACCCGGAGCAUGAGGAGGGGUGUAGUCCUUGAACGCAGGACUGUUAUAACAUUUUUGUGGACCAAAACACUUCUUCACAUCUUCGUCUCUCCUUUCCCCCUCCCUGAGUAAGCUCUGUUUUAAAUAAGGAGCCGGGGGGCUGUGUUCGCUUCAAAGGGAGCUGAAUCCUGUCCUUUGUGUCCUCUUUCCUUUGGUUUUUAUAAAUCUGAGGCACAAACAAGAUAAGCUGUGGACACAGUUUUAAGUUAGAAACCAUUAAGGGGAAUCUGUUAUUAAUGAAGAUAUGUCAUUAGUUCAUUUUUGAUACAUUUGAUAGCCAAAACAAUAAGAUGAUGGGCUUCCCCAUUCAAAAACAGUAUGAAUUUAUAGUCUAAUAGACUUUUACAGUGUUUAUGAAAGGCAAGUAAUGAGGGUUACCUUUUGGUUUUUUAGUAUGUUUCCAUGGAGAAGGGGCCUCCCAUGGGAGGUUUAAUUUGUACUGAUCUGUUUGCUGUGUCAAGGAAGACGCGGAUAAGAAACGUGUUUGUAUGAAGACUGCUUUGUUUUGGAGACACACUGGGGACACAGAUGUGUCCAAAAAUAUCCUCCUCUGAGACAGGAUGAGGAAACAUGAUGUAAAACAGGCCCACUAAAGAAAAGGGAAGGCCGCCAACUCUGCCUUGGCAUGAUCCUCCUGAAUGUAUUUUUUCAUCUUUAACCCGGAUGUUGUUUUUUUCCUUUCUGUAAUCGGGCGGAUGCAGUUACAAAGCGUGACGGGUGGUCAUUGGCAGACAUGAAAGAGGACUUGCCCUUUUCUACUACAGGUUAAGGAGUGACAGGAAAUAUAAAGAGGGCUUUCAAGAAGCAUGAGAGAGACAGUAGAUUGUCCUCAGGACAGAACAGCACUGCCACAACACAGAUCAGAAAAGACAGAUCCGUCUUUGCAGAGCAGAACAGCGAGUGUGUUGAAGUGCUGAAAAAGUCUGGUGAUGCAGACAUUUGAGUUAUGCACAUAAAUGCUUCAGAGCAGAGACAGGGAUGGAGUAAAAUAGAAACAGUCCAAAGUUUGGUGUUCAUUUAAAAAGAUGAGUGCAUGCACAUGGUUACCUGAUGUAUGUUUGUAUUCAGGGGCCAUUUUUUUGCAUCUUCAAGUAGAACUACUGAUUAAAAGGAGAGAUAUUAGAAAAUAUCUACCUGGUAAAAGAAAGGAUCAUACACAGAAGAUUUGCACUGUUAGUUUUCAUCGUAUCUCCAGUUUGUUUAUUCUCACUCCACGGGAUCUUGUUUUGUGAUUAAUGCUGGAUCCACGUCACUGUAAAUCUUUGGUUACUGCUGCUCCAUUCUUUUACGUGUCUGUGUGCUGGUUGUAAUUGAUUAUUUUCUUCAUAAGCAUCGUGUUCAAAAUGCUGUUGUUCAGCAUUUAAAUGUAAUACUUUGUAUGAAUGCAGAUUUCCACCGCUGAGAAUGAAAUAAAAGAUCAAACUCAGAAAUGA